UGGGUUUACUGAGUCCCAUUACUUCGACCUCUGCCGCCGCCGGUGCCGCAGCCACCUCUCGGGAAGAGAGGAAGAGGGAGAGGAGCCCAUGUCACCUGUCACCCAGUAUCUCCAGCCGCGCGGUCCCGAAGAGUGUAAGAUGUUCGCCUGCGCCAAGCUCGCCUGCACGCCCGCUCUGAUCCGAGCUGGAUCCAGAGUUGCAUACAGACCAAUUUCUGCAUCAGUGUUAUCUCGACCAGAGGCUAGGACUGGAGAGGGCUCUACGGUAUUUAAUGGGGCCCAGAAUGGUGUGUCUCAGCUAAUCCAAAGGGAGUUUCAGACCAGUGCAAUCAGCAGAGACAUUGAUACUGCUGCCAAAUUUAUUGGUGCAGGUGCUGCAACAGUAGGAGUGGCUGGUUCUGGUGCUGGUAUUGGAACAGUCUUUGGCAGCCUUAUCAUUGGUUAUGCCAGAAACCCUUCGCUGAAGCAGCAGCUGUUCUCAUAUGCUAUCCUGGGAUUUGCCUUGUCUGAAGCUAUGGGUCUCUUUUGUUUGAUGGUUGCUUUCUUGAUUUUGUUUGCCAUGUAACAAAUUACUGCUUGACAUGUUGGCAUUCUUAUUAAUUACGGAUGUAAUUCUGUGUAUCUUACUGUGACUCCGAAAACUGUAGUAUUGGUGUCAUGGAAAUGUACGUUAUUUCCAAAGUCAUUUCAUUAAAGAUGAAAACUUUAAAAAAAAAAAAAAAAA
This is a messenger RNA of Macaca mulatta (Rhesus monkey), 724 nucleotides long. Its product is annotated as ATP synthase, H+ transporting, mitochondrial Fo complex, subunit C3 (subunit 9)-like. Gene Ontology annotation, molecular function: proton transmembrane transporter activity. The record is from RefSeq and is a predicted model, not a curated record. Gene Ontology annotation, biological process: proton transmembrane transport; proton motive force-driven ATP synthesis. NCBI's taxonomy places the organism in Eukaryota, Metazoa, Chordata, Mammalia, Primates, Cercopithecidae.